This is a messenger RNA of Pneumocystis jirovecii RU7, 4719 nucleotides long. RefSeq lists its product as uncharacterized. The record is from RefSeq and is a predicted model, not a curated record. Bases 1 to 4719 code for a protein of 1572 amino acids. Lineage: Eukaryota; Fungi; Ascomycota; Pneumocystomycetes; Pneumocystales; Pneumocystaceae. Gene Ontology annotation, biological process: actin filament organization; vesicle transport along actin filament. Gene Ontology annotation, cellular component: myosin complex; cytoplasm; vesicle. The transcript has 18 exons. Gene Ontology annotation, molecular function: ATP binding; actin filament binding; microfilament motor activity.
AUGAGCCACUUAGACGUGUCUUUUUUAGUGGGAACACGUUGUUGGUUUCAUGAUGAACAAGAAGCAUGGAUAUCUGCUGAGUAUAAAGAACACUCUGUUGAGGGAGAAAUACUUAAAAUGGUUUUUUUGGAUGAAAAUGGAAAGGAGCAUUUAGUUACAACAAAGGAAGUUAAUUUUAAAGUUUUGGAAAACCUUUCGUUUCUUCAGUUGCGGAAUCCUCCCAUACUUGAAGCAACAGAAGAUUUGACGAAUCUAUCCUACUUGAAUGAACCUUCUGGCAAAUAUUCUCAACUUCAAAUAUAUACAUAUUCUGGUAUUGUUUUAGUUGCAAUGAAUCCUUUUCAAAACAUUGCAUUGUAUUCAAAUGAUAUUGUACAAGCAUACUCUGGAAAAAAUAGAGGUGAACUUGAACCUCAUAUAUUUGCUAUUGCAGAAGAUUCAUAUAGAUGUAUGAUACGAGAUUCUAUGAAUCAAACAAUUGUUGUUUCAGGAGAAAGUGGAGCAGGAAAAACUGUUUCAGCGAAAUAUAUUAUGAGAUACUUUGCUACUGUUGAGGAUCCGAGAAAACCACUGAAACGAAGAUCUAGUGAAAAUUUUAAAUCUGGAAUGAGUGAAACAGAAGAACGAAUACUAGCCACAAAUCCUGUUAUAGAAGCAUUUGGUAAUGCGAAAACUAUUCGAAAUGACAAUUCAUCUAGAUUCGGAAAAUAUAUUGAGAUUAAUUUUAAUAAAGAGACAGAAAUAGUUGGUGCAAGAAUUCGAACAUAUCUUCUUGAAAGGUCUCGUUUAGUCUUUCAGCCCCAAAAUGAAAGAAACUAUCAUAUAUUUUAUCAACUUUGUCAUGGAGCAACAGAAGAUGAAAAGAAAGAAUUUGAUUUAAAAGAUCCAGACUACUUUUAUUAUUUAAAUCAGGGUGGAAACUCUACAAUUCCUGGUAUUAAUGAUUCAGAGGAUUUUAGUACGACUCGUAAUGCUUUAAAGACAAUGGGAAUUUCUGAUGAAAUUCAAAAUAAUGUUUUUAAAAUAUUAGCAGCUUUAUUGCACUUGGGGAAUAUAAAAAUCCAGGCAUUAAGAAACAAUGCAUUAUUGUCAUCAUCUGAUACAAGUGUUGAGUUUGCAUGUAAAUUACUUGGCAUCAAUAAUAUAAAUUUUGCAAAAUGGAUUAUUAAAAAACAAAUAAAUACUCGUAGCGAGAAAAUUAUUACAGAUCUUAAUCAAAAACAAGCUGUUGUUGUCCGCGACUCUGUAUCUAAAUUUUUGUAUUCUUCUCUCUUUGAUUGGCUUAUUAAUUCUAUAAAUUAUACUCUUAGAACAAAAGAUAAUGUUGAAGUAAAAUCAUUUAUCGGAGUACUUGAUAUCUAUGGAUUUGAACAUUUCGAUAAAAAUUCGUUUGAACAAUUUUGUAUUAAUUAUGCUAAUGAAAAAUUACAACAAGAGUUUACUCAUCAUGUUUUUAAACUUGAACAAGAAGAAUAUAUGAGAGAAAAAAUUAAUUGGACAUUUAUUGAUUUUUCUGAUAAUCAACCAUGCAUUGAUCUUAUCGAAUCACGAAUAGGAAUAUUAUCUCUUCUCGAUGAGGAAAGUCGAUUGCCAGCUGGCUCAGAUGAAUCUUUCGUUGCUAAAUUGAUUAAUAAUUUUUCUAUUCCAAUUUAUCAAAAUUACUUCAAAAAGCCAAGAUUUGGGGGGUCUUCAUUUACAAUUUGUCAUUAUGCUUUGGAGGUAACCUAUCAAUCUGAAGGUUUUAUUGAAAAAAAUAGAGAUACUAUAUCAGAUGAUUUAUUAAAUGUAAUAAAUUUGACUACUAACAGUUUUGUAAAAGAAAUAAUUUCAUCGUUUUUGGCUUCACAGGAAAAAGAGUCGCAAAAUUAUUCAACUAAACCAACAAAUGCUUUAUUAAAAAAGCCUACAUUAGGUACAAUGUUUAAAUCCUCUUUAAUUGACUUGAUGGAUACUAUAAAUUCAACUAAUGUCCAUUAUAUACGAUGUAUCAAGCCCAAUGACGAAAAGAUCUCAUGGAAAUUUGAACCAAAAUUAGUAUUAAGUCAGCUUCGUGCAUGUGGGGUUUUGGAAACAAUUAGAAUUAGUUCAGCAGGCUUUCCAGGUAGAUGGUCAUUUCAAGAAUUUGCUACAAGAUAUUAUAUGCUUAUUCAUUCGUCCUUUUGGAAUAAUGAAAUUAAAAAUCUUAGUAUGAAGAUUUUGGAAAAAACAAUUCAUGAUCCAAAUAAAUAUCAGGUCGGUUUAACAAAAAUAUUUUUCCGAGCAGGAAUGUUAGCAUAUUUUGAACAUCUUCGAAUUAGUCGUUUAAAUGAGUGCGCUAUAUUAAUUCAAAAAAAUAUACUUCGUCAUAUAUAUUACAAACGUUAUAUUAAUAUUCGAAAAUCUAUUAUUCUUCUUCAAAGUUAUGCAAGAGGCUUUACUGUGCGUACAAAAAUAUAUGAAACGAGAUGCAACUUGUCAGCUUUAAAACUGCAAACAGCAUGGAGAUGUUAUCAUGCCCGGAGUACUUAUCAAAGGACAAGAAAUAGGAUCAUUUUAUUACAAUCAGCUAUACGUUGUUAUCUUGUUAGGAAGAAAGUCCUUGCUUUGAAAAUGACAAAAAUGGCUGUAAAAAUUCAAUCUUUAUGGAGAAGAUAUAUUGUUCAAAAAGAUUAUAGAAUCCAACGAAAUCGUAUAAUAUAUUUACAGUCAUGUUGGAGACGUAAGAAGGCAAAAGAUGAAUUAAAGAGAUUACGUAUUGAAGCAAAAUCUCUUAGUCAUUUUAAAGAAGUAUCAUAUAAAUUGGAAAAUAAAGUUAUAGAGCUCACUCAGAAUUUGUCUAAAAAACAUCAAGAAAAUAAGUUGUUAUUAGCACAAAUAGAAAGUUUAGAAAAUCUCAAUAAUACAUGGAAAACAGAAAGCAAAAAAUGGGAAGAAGAACGUAAUAAUCUUGAAAAUGACUUAAAUAAUGCAAAUAAUGCAUUAAAAAAAGCAUUUAAUUUAGAAAAAGAAAUGCAUAAUUUAAGACAACAAUUAAGUACAUCUAAUGCUAAUCUUAAAAAAUUAAAUCAAGAAAGCAUUACUUUAAGAGAAUCGCUUUCUAAUAAGUCAGCAGAACUUGAAUCCGCACUUUCUCAAAAAGCUGAACAUGAAAAUGCUCGUUCUAAUCUUGUAAUUGAAAUAGAACAACUUAAAAAUGAAGUUUACAGGUUAUCAAUGGGUAAGAAUACACCACUUGGCUCACCACUUGGCUUUAGACCAAAUGGCUCUAUUAGGCUUGUAAAUCAUAAUAUGACUUUUGGUUUAAACUCUUAUAAAAGAUAUACAAAACGGCAAAAUACGUCUAAUGAAAACAAAGAAAAUAACUACCAUGUAAAUCAACUGUCAUAUGGACAAAAAAAUGGCAAUAAGCAGCGUUCUGCUUCUGUUUUGUUUCCAUCUCUUUCACCAAAAAAGCAGAAUUCGCUAAAUAACGAAGUAUUGAGGAUUCCUUAUACUCCAGUUAAAGAUAAUGUUAAUAGCGAGGUUAUGUAUUUAUUGGAAAAUAAUACUGCACUUAAUGAUGAAAUUGUCAUAGAAGUAAUUAAGAAUCUUAAGAUUCCUCGACCAAAUCUCCAGAAUUCUACUGCCCGUAAAGAAAUAUUGUUUCCAGCCUAUCUAAUAAACUUUAUUACAUUUAAGAUGUGGAAAUAUGGUCUUAUUAAAGAAUUGGAGCAUUUUUUAACAAAUAUUAUUCAGACAAUACAACAAAUAAUAAUGGAGCAUGAUGAAAAAGAUAUUUUGGAUUUUGGUAUUUUUUGGCUCUCUAAUGUUCAUGAAAUAUUAUCUUUUAUAAUUAUAGCAGAAAAUGAUAUAUUACAUGGUAAUGUUACUGAAAUAAUAGAUAUAGAAUGGAGGGAAUAUAGCAGGUUGGCAUUAUUAGUAAAGCAUGGUCUUGAAAAUUUGGAAUUUAAUAUUUAUCAUGUUUGGAUGAAGGAAAUUAAAAAGAUGCUACAUAAAAUGAUAAUUCCUGCAAUAAUCGAGUCUCAAUCUCUUCCUGGUUUUAUUACUACAGAUGGGAAUAAGUUUUUUAAUAAGUUGCUUCAAGGGAGCACUAAUCCUCAAUAUACUAUGGAUGAUCUUCUUACCUUAUUUAAUAAAGUAUAUAGAGCUGUAAAAUCAUAUUAUUUAGAGCAAAGUGUGCAUCAGCAAGCAAUUAUUGAACUUCUAAGGCUUGUUGGUGUAACUGCAUUUAAUGAUUUACUUAUGAGAAGGAACUUUUUAUCAUGGAAGAGAGGUUUGCAGAUACACUAUAAUACAUGCAGAAUCGAGGAAUGGUGUAAAAAUCAUGAUUUACCAGAAGGCGUUUUACAAUUAGAGCAUCUUAUGCAAGUUACAAAAUUAUUGCAACUUAAAAAAUCGACUUUGGAAGAUAUUGGAAUUAUUUUUGAUGUGUGUUGGAUUUUAACACCUGUACAAAUACAAAAAUUGAUUAAUCAAUACUCUGUUGCAGAUUAUGAACACCCUAUUAGUUCAGAAAUACUCAAAGUUAUAGCUAACAGAGUAGUUGAUGACCAUCAUAGUAAUACUCUUUUCUUGGAAGCAGUGUCUCUUGAGGAAAGUGGCAUUUACGAAAUUCCUGAAGAAAGAGAAGUUUCGUGUCCUCAUAUUUACAUACCUUCUUGGCUUCAUAUUCCUACAAUUCAGCGGCUUGCAGAACUAUCUACAUUUGGCACAGACACCGCUACUGUGUCUGUGUCAUAG